This is a messenger RNA of Aedes aegypti (yellow fever mosquito), 3400 nucleotides long. Its product is annotated as extensin. The coding region runs from base 458 to 3160 and encodes 900 amino acids. Gene Ontology annotation, molecular function: RNA binding. The transcript has 7 exons. The record is from RefSeq and is a predicted model, not a curated record. NCBI's taxonomy places the organism in Eukaryota, Metazoa, Arthropoda, Insecta, Diptera, Culicidae. Gene Ontology annotation, cellular component: nucleus.
ACAUUAACAAAAGCAAAAUGGCAGAAUGCAGACGUUGAGCAAACGCGUACCGUAAGAAUCGAGUGAAAAUAGUUGCAAUUUUAUUAAUUAUCCCAUUGUUGAUUGGUGUAAAAUAGUCGGAAGUGUGCUGCUGAGUUGUGGUUCUCUUCGGCGUACGAAUUUAUCGGUCGGAAAUGCGUUUGCGUGUGGUCGCAGUGUUUUUACAAAAAGUGGCAAAAUAUCCACAGUGAAAUCGCUGUGCGGCUGGGCUUUUGUGUGUAAUGGAAAAGAAUGUGUAAUUAAACUAAGGUUAUUCAAUAACUCCUGGAAAACACUGCUUGGACAUUGUGUUGGGUAGAGGAGGGAACGUCCACGGUAGCGGAAGAACAACCGAGGAAUGACAAAACUUUUCUCGACAGCAGUGAAGCGAGAGGAGUGAGAUUUUUGAAGCUCCUGGAUAUAAUAUUACUUAUAAAAAAUGAUUCGACCGCAUUUUGAUCCACCGUUGGAUUAUCAACAGCAGCAACAGCUGCAGCAACAACAGGCGGCUGCACAACAACAGCAAAUAUCCAAAAUCGUCAGCAGUCCGCCGCCGACAAUCGUUGGCACACCAAAUGGGACAACAAUGUGCGUGGCGAAACUACUGGUCGGGUUGGACCACGCUCCGAUGUCAUUUAACGUUCGACACAGGAUAAUCGGAGAUGGUGGAACUAAUCUGAACUACAUCCGCCAGGAAACUGGGGCUAUGGUUUCGCUUCGAGGCAGAGGCUCGCUUGCUAUCGAACCACAAACCGGACAGGAAGCUCCCGAGCCGUUGCAAUUAUGUAUUGAGCAUCCCACGUUGGAUGGAUUGCAAAGUGCGAAACAGCUAGCCAAAAAUCUCAUUGAGACUCUCCAAGAAGAGCUAAAUCUGUUUCAGGAAAACAUUGUCCCGAAACAAAAUUAUCAAGUUAUUCAACAACCGACGCUAGUCCAAACUACUCAGGUACCCCAAAUGCCUCCGAUGAUCCGUGCUCAGCAUGUAGCUCAACCUAAUGGAAUAAUUCAUCAGCCGCCGCCACCUGUGUUACCGCCCCAAGGAUUCAUUCAGCAUGCCCAAAGUCAACCUCCCCCUCCUCAAAUCAUCCAACAACCACCUACCAUUAUCCAAUCCCACGUUCCAAUGCAGCUGCAUUCACAGCCAAGCAAUGUGGUCAUCUCUCAAAUCCAAACUGCACCACAGAUUACCAACGUCAGUAAUCCUCCCCCUGGAACACAGAUUAGGCCUCCUAUGAUGCACCUGAAAAAUGCAGGUCCGCCACAUAUGUCUCAGCCACCCCCCAAUAUUCAGCUGACUCAAACAGCAGAAGCUCCACAGCAAAUAUUGGUUAAUCAAGCACCGCCAUAUCAGGUGCAAUAUAUCCAACAAAAUCCUUCAAUCCAGACUAGUAGUGCUCCACAUCAAACCGGACAGGUUACAAUCCAACAUGUCAUACAACCCCAACCUCAGCCGAUACAAGGAAUAGUUCAAACUACUAUGCCUCCUCCGCAGUUCGACCAAUUUCAAAGGCCCCCUCAAGGUCAGCAGAUAAUUGCCGUGCAAGGUAGUACGGCUUUUAUGGUUCCUCCACCAAAUAUAAUCCAUCAAACAGUAGCCCCACAACCACAAAAUCAAAUCAUUGUUCAGUCUCAACCUAUUAUAACACAUCCACCUCCAAACUCAAUUCCACAAGAACUUGUACAAACGACUAUGCAACCUACAAUUGCACAAUCGGCCUCCCUUGGACCACCUCCCAUGGCUCAAGUUCCGAUGCUAGUUAAUAACGCCGAGGAUAAGAAACCCGGCGAAAUGCAAAUCAAGCAGGAUCUUGUAAAACUCGAAGAAGGCCCGCCUCCUGGAACCAUAAUUCAGCAAAUAACCAAGCCAACUGUGAUCCCUGUGUCCUCGAUGCCAGGUAUUCCGCUUAGUCAACCUCCACCGCCAAUAAUGUCGGUUCCGCCGCCAACCGUACAGCACAUCGUGGGGAAUACGAUUAUCACUUCCCAGGCAAAUCCUCCCAUAAGUCAUGCUAUUCCACAGCAAAUUUACAGUCAGAUACCCGUGUCGAUACAAUCGUUCCAACCUGCGCCGCAACAAAUACACAUGAAUGGAAGCACUCACUUUGUCGUAAAUGCCCCGCACCCGUGGCCACCGAGUGGGCCCACCAAUCCGCCCCCGCAGAUCCAACAGGUGCCGGUAAGCUCCAUGCAGAAUAUUCAGUUCACGACGCAAACCAUGCGCAAUCCGAACGAAUUUCAAAUCAUCAGCCAACCAACGAUCAUCAGUGCCGCAGAAUAUCGGCCACCGCCGCAACAGCAGCAUAUUAUCACGACCAGUUCAUUUAAUCCUCAAUUGCAACCCCCACCAGGAGUGCAAGUGUUCCAUACCGUCCCACCACCAACCCAGCAGAUCAUUACUAGCAUACCUAAUCCACAACCCCAGACGCAAAUAAUCGAAGCUCCGCCGCAUCCGGUGCCCCCACCGCACCCGGCAGCAACGCAUCAGAUUAUAACCACACCGGUGCCUCCGCCACCGCCUCCAUUCACCACCACGGUGCAGUACUCGGCACCACAUGAGCCAAAGCCAAUGACAAUUGACGUACAACAACACCAGAUGCAUGGCAUGCGGUCUGGCCAGAAACGCAAACAUCCAGAUGAGGAAAUCCUGAAAAAUAUACCUCCCAAAAUGGGGAUGGGGAUGAUUCAAAACAGCAAUGCCGGUCCGGUGACAGCCAAAAAUACGAUGUCUUCAACGUCAACGGCAACGGUCACAACGUCGUCGACAUCCGGUGGUCUAAUAACAUCGCAAAUUUACUCUGCAGCUUCAACAGAUGAUUUGCAACAGUUGGACGUUGGUACUAAGUCGGGAAACGAGCAGCAGUCCGGCGGCGAGCACAACGCCGAAAACUUUGGCGGCGCCGGCGUCGGCAACAACAACAUGCAUAGCGGACCGAAGCAUGGCCAGAGUGGGUCAUUGCAGCAACACAUGGGUGGACAUUCUAGAGGACGUGGCAUGUAUCGCAUAAAUCAACCUUACUAUGCGAAUAACAACAAUGCCAAUGGACGUAACAAUAGUAAUGGCAACUAUCAGUUCAACAACUUUCAACGGGUUUACGAACCCAGCCCUUCAGCGCAACCACCAUCAGCGAAGUGUCGUUGGUAAAUUGUCGCAGAAACAUGGCAAGGCGCCAAUGAUCUAUUACAAACUGUUGUAAUUCUAGUUUGUUGACAAUUUUAUGUGAAUAAUACAAGUGCUCGCGGAAAGUUCGUUGAGCAGCAAUUAUUAACGCUACUACAUAAUUUAUUGCUGAACUGUACAUAUUGAUAAUUUGUUCCUAGAAUGAACUCUUGGUAGACUUAGAAUGUGUUAUUUAAAAAUAAAAGAUAUUAUUUUUGGUGAAAA